Molecule: messenger RNA, 1887 nt
Organism: Phaeoacremonium minimum UCRPA7
Lineage: Eukaryota; Fungi; Ascomycota; Sordariomycetes; Togniniales; Togniniaceae
Product: putative sugar transporter protein
Exons: 8
Coding region: 1-1887 (628 amino acids)
Biological process (GO): transmembrane transport
Cellular component (GO): membrane
Molecular function (GO): myo-inositol:proton symporter activity
Source: RefSeq, a predicted model, not a curated record
AUGGACAAGAGAACAUCCUUGGACAAUGGUCCAGAUCCGUCCUCGGACAACACCGUCCAGGUUACUCACGAUGAGCACGAUGAGAAGCUCGCAUCUCAGGACCUGAAGCCCGAGCUGCCUCAUGAGAAUGGCGCAGGCCACCAUGCUCAUCAUCGCGCUCUCAACAUCAUCGAGAAUCCUCUCAAGCGCAAAACGCCUGAGCAGAACGUGGCAGAGGCCCGCGAGUUUGCUGAGACACAUGGCCUGCCUGAGCACGCAACUCUCUUCGGCAAAGCUGCUCUCGUCGCCCGUGACCAGGACAACUUUGACUGGAUCACUGAACUCGAUGAGCAUGAGCGCACCGCUCUUCAGUAUGAAAAGGACCACAAGUGGCACGGCCCCAAGAUGCUCUGGUACUCAAUCGCUCUGUGUGCCGUCGGCGCUGCUACCCAAGGUUGGGAUCAAACGGGUUCCAACGGUGCCAAUCUUUCAUUCCCCAAGGAGUUUGGCAUCGAUGGCAAGGGCAAGGAUGAGUGGAUUGUUGGUGUUAUCAAUGCCAUUAUCUUUUUGACCGCCGGUCUUAUUGGUGCUUUCAUUGUUGAUCCUCUCAACCACUACUUUGGUCGACGAGGAGAGAUUUUCAUCACUGCUUGCUGUCUCACUGCCACCCCAAUUGGAUCUGGUUUCGCGAAGUCAUGGCAGGGCCUGUUCGCUGCUCGUUUCGUCAUGGGUAUCGGCAUCGGUGCGAAGAACGCUACCGUCCCAAUUUACUCUGCCGAGAUGGCUCCUCAUCGUGUUCGAGGUGCCCUAGUCAUGUUCUGGCAGCUCUGGGUCGUGGCUGGUAUUUUCUUGGGUUUCUGCGCCAAUGUCAUCGUCAAGGACACUGGCAGAAUUGCCUGGCGACUUCAACUCGGCUCUGCCUUCAUCCCAUCUUUCAUCCUCGGUAUCGGUAUCUUCUUCUGCCCUGAGUCUCCUCGUUGGCUCAUGAAGCACGGGAAGCACGCCAAGGCUUUCCGAUCCAUGAACCGCCUACGGGCUCACCCUAUCAUCGCUGCCAGGGACUUCUACUACUCGUGGAUCAUCUACCAGGAGGAGCUGAAGGAGGCUCGAGGUGCCGGAUACUUCUCCCGUUUGUGGGACUGCUUCGCCGUGCCCCGCAUCAGACGUGCCAACUAUGGUGCCUCGACGGUCAUGAUUGCCCAACAGAUGUGCGGAAUCAACAUCAUUUCUUUCUACAGCUCUACUAUCUUCGAAGAUGUCGGCUACACCUCAACACAAGCCUUGUACGCUUCUCUUGGCUACGGUGCCAUCCAGGUCGUCUCUACGAUUCCCACGCUGUUCCUGAUUGAUACCAAGGGACGACGAACCCUGACCCUGAUUACCUUCCCCAUCAUGUGUAUCACCCUACUCGCCGCUGGUUUGUCCCUGUUGAACCACCAUGGUAGCCAGGGCGCUCAGAUUGGACCCGUCGUCUUGUUCGUCUACCUCUUCACGAUUGCCUACUCGCUAGGUGAAGGACCGGUCGCCUUCCAGUAUUCUGCCGAGGUUUUCCCCACAAUCCAGCGUGAGCAGGGCAUGGCCUGGGCGGUCUGCAUCAACAACACUUUUGCUGGUAUUCUCAGUCUGACCUUCCCUCGUAUGCGAACCGUCAUGACUCCCACUGGAGCCUUCGGUUUCUAUGCCGGGCUUAACCUUAUCGCCUGGUUCAUGAUCUUCUGCUUCGUGCGUGAGACCAAGCAGCUCACUCUCGAGGAGUUGGACCAGGUCUUCUCAGUCCCUACGAAGAGUUUCAUCGGCUACGAGCUCAAGGUGUGGCUUCCUUACUUCAUCAAGCGCCACGUCCUCCGCAAGAACAUCGAGAAGCCCCCACCGAUCAUCGAGAGGGCCGAGAAGGACGUUACUGUCUAA